Molecule: messenger RNA, 3486 nt
Organism: Orbilia oligospora ATCC 24927
Lineage: Eukaryota; Fungi; Ascomycota; Orbiliomycetes; Orbiliales; Orbiliaceae
Exons: 6
Coding region: 1-3486 (1161 amino acids)
Biological process (GO): regulation of DNA-templated transcription
Cellular component (GO): Cdc73/Paf1 complex
Molecular function (GO): RNA polymerase II complex binding
Source: RefSeq, a predicted model, not a curated record
AUGAACGGGAACAGCACAGCCCCCCGCCAACGGUAUCCCAAGGUCCCAUCGAGGAUCGAGGUCCCGCUCACCGAGCAAGUGGGCGACGAAGGCACUGUCGAAAUCGAUCUUACAGAUCUUCCCGAUGAUGUGGAUGAGCUAUCGAGUCUUCUAGAACAGGAGCAGGCAUCGCAUCCUUAUUGGAUCCUAUCUGCUCUAGCGUAUGCAAAGCAUCGAAAAGUCGACAAUGCGAUUGAGAUUUUAAAUUCAAGAGCACUAAACUCCGAGAAUAUCAAACGGAACCAGAAGGAAAUUCUGCCUAUCCAACUAUGUCUGCUAUGGCUGUAUCUACAGAAAACUAGGGAAGCUAUGAAGGCCUCAUACAAUCAGUCAGAGGCUACCGAAAGUACAAAAGAUCAUUUCCUUCAACAAGCCACGACACUCCUCAACAAUAUUGGACGAUACGAGGCUGAUCAUCCAGCAUACAACAUUGCUCGGGCGGUUUAUUCGUCACUCAAAGCGGCCGUUACAAACGUCAAGGCCGAGCGCGCAACAAACCUAGAGAAUGCACAUAGGAUAUACGACGAGGCUCUGAAACGGGCCAAUGGCUCGAAUAUGGUCGCUCUCAUGGGAAAAGCUAGGUGGUUGUUUAGUAAAGCGAGAUACGACAAGGCUCUGGAGUGCUACCAAGAAAUCCUGAGGAAGAAGCCGGAUAUGGAUCCGGAUCCGAGAAUUGGUAUUGGUUUGUGCUUUUGGAUGUUAAACUUCAAGGAUGAUGCUAAGAUGGCGUGGGAGAGAGCAUUGGAAUUGGAUCCGGAUUCCAAAGUUGCCAACCUUCUCGUGGGUAUUUACUACCUAAACUUCGUAUCUGGGCUUCCCGAAAGCGAUCCUGAGUUUAUCAAACACUACAAAAAGGGAAUGACGGAGUAUAUCGCUAAGGCCUACAAACUGGACAAGAACAUGGCGCUAGCAUGUACCCUCUUCGCCACCUAUUUCUUCUCAGUUGGGAACCUUGCGACCGCCGAAUCUUUGAGCAAGAAGGCAAUCGAAUUUACCGACGUCCCUCAAGUCGCUAGAGACGCACUUUAUCUGCUCGGUCGGAAAUAUCAAGAAGCAGGCGAAUACACACUUUCCCGCCAGUCGUAUGUCAGAAGCGAGAAUGCGAAGGAAGAUACGUAUCUGCCCAGUAAACUGGGAACUGGUCAGCUUAUGGUACUUCAGAAGGACUACACCGGGGCGAAACUAGCAUUUGAGGGCAUUCUUAAGACAUUCAACAAGUGCCUCGAGGCUAUGAUGGUGCUUGGGACGCUGUACGCUGAGGAAGUGUUUUUGGCUGAGACUCAAUCGGGCGUCAUUAGAGAUGAAAAGACUGAGGAACGCAAAAAAGCUAUUAGCUACCUGGAAACCGUCCGUUCGUCUUGGAAAGAUACCAAGAAAAACAUGAAGCCGAGUGUUUCUGUAUUACUUACACUUGCUCGUCUAUACGAGGUUGAUUCCCAGGACAAAUCACUCGCUUGCUUGCAACAGGUCGCCGAUUUAGAACGAGCGGCAUCUACGGAGGAAGAGCCAAUGCUCGCCCCUCAACUUCUCAACAACAUUGCAGUCUUCAAUUACAACAUGGGCAAAUGGGACGAGGCGCGCGAAAGUUUCCAAACCGCGCUCAGUAAUUGCGUCGCGAUGGGUGCUAAGGACGAAAGUUUGGAUACAGAUGCUUUAGUUACUACCCUCACUUACAACCUCGCCCGCCUAGAAGAAGCUGCUGGAAACACCGACGAAGCCGUCAAGUUUUAUGAAGGUCUUUUAGUCCGUCACGCAGACUACACUGAGGCUGCUAUGAGGCUUGCCUACAUUGCGCUCCGAAGGGGUGGCGAGGAAGGCCCGAAGAGACUCGAGGAACUCAUGAAAACGGAGGAUCAUAACUUAGAAGUGUGUGCUUUGUACGGAUACUACCUCUCCCGUAGGCCGAAGAAAUCUCCAUUGAACAUAGCAGAGGAUAAAGAACAGAGGCACUACAAGAGAACAUUGACAACCCACGACAAGCACGAUCGUUACUCUUUGACUGGAAUGGGAAAUCUCCAUCUCAUGACCGCGAGAGAGAUGAGAAGGGAUACCGACCAAGACAAAGAGAAGAAGAGAAAGAUGUACGAGCGAGCUGUUGAAUUUUUUGAUAAGGCACUUGUUUUGGAUCCGAAGAAUGCCUAUGCUGCUCAAGGUGUUGCUAUUGCCAUGAUUGAAGACAAGAAGGACUACAGUACUGGCGUUGGCAUAUUUGAGAAAGUAAAGGGCACUUUGAAGGAGGCUUCCGUGCAUAUCAAUCUCGGCCAUAGCUUCGUUGAGAUCAAACAAUUCACCCGAGCCAUUGAAAAUUAUGAAAUCGCGAUCAACCAGUACAGAGCCGACCGGGAUCCGUGGACUAUAACAUCGCUUGCAAGGGCAUGGUAUCUCAAGGGCAAAGUUGAGAAGAGUCUACCCCAGCUUAACACUGCGUUAGAACAUUCGAAAAAGGCAUUGAGUCUAUCGCCUGAUCAUCCCAUUUUCAUGUUCAACGUUGCAUAUCUUCAAUCCCAGAUUGGCCAGGUUGUGCACGAGCUACCCAAGCAUCAACGAACAUCCGACGAAAUCAAAGCUAGUUUAGAUGGCGUUGAAGAAGCCAUCAAGACAUUCUCUGCGGUCGCAAAGUCCAAGAACCCACCCUACCCCGCUAGUGACAUCGAAGUCCGUGUUACCAUGAACAAGAACACCAUCCGUCGUCAGCUAGCAGCCGAUCUCGAAGAGCAAUUGAAAUACGAGGAGUUGCAUGCUUCGAAGAUCGCUGAAGCUAAGCGGAAGCGUGAGGCAGAGAUUACCAAGCGUGCUGAAGAGCAUGCUAAAUUAGAAGCUGAGAAGGCAGAGAAACAAAAGAGACUUGCAGAGGAACGAAGGCUUAUGCAAGAGCAAGCCAGAGAAUGGCAGGAUAAGAGAGAAGAAGAAGAAAGGGCCAGGAUGGUUGCAGUUGAUGACUAUGACUCAGACGGCAAUAAGAGAAAGAGGACUAGAAGGGAACCGAGAGAACCGAAGGAGCCUAGGCAGAAGAGGGAGCGGAGCGAGCGAAAGUCUCGGAAGAAGAAGGGCGAUGAUGACGGAGAAGAGGCUGAGACUGGAAAAGUUAGCAAGAAGCGACGACUUACAAAAGGCGGCAAAUCUGCACUUUCUAAGGAAAUCAUUUCUGAUAGUGACGAGGGCCUCAGCGAUCUUGAAGCAAAUAUACGAGAUGAGUCUGAAUCUCGAAAGGGUAGCGCUACCCCGCCGCCAAGCACUAAGAAAGGAAAACCUGUGAAGAGCGCAGCUGUUAUCAGUGAUGAUGAUGACCUCUCUGAUGUUCCGGAUGACGAUGGUGAUGAUGCGCCGGCGGCUCCAAGGCGUCGGGUUGUCGUUGACAGUGAUGAAGAUGAAGAGAUGGCUGAUGCUGGUGCUGGUGCUGCAAAGUCUGGGAAACCGGCUGUUGUGAGCGAUGACGACGACGAAUAG